Molecule: messenger RNA, 6044 nt
Organism: Coregonus clupeaformis (lake whitefish)
Lineage: Eukaryota; Metazoa; Chordata; Actinopteri; Salmoniformes; Salmonidae
Product: GRIP1-associated protein 1
Exons: 27
Coding region: 1353-3962 (869 amino acids)
Biological process (GO): regulation of modification of synaptic structure; regulation of recycling endosome localization within postsynapse; neurotransmitter receptor transport, endosome to postsynaptic membrane
Cellular component (GO): glutamatergic synapse; extrinsic component of postsynaptic early endosome membrane; postsynaptic recycling endosome
Source: RefSeq, a predicted model, not a curated record
GAAAGAAACAGUCAAUGAACACAGUACUUAGGCAUGUAAAUUAACUUUGCCAGCAGGAGCAAAUUGCCAGAUUAUGUGGUAGGCCAUAGUAUUUUGCUCACCUGUGAGUGAGGAUUCCCGCUUGUGUGCUGCAAUCUCAUCUUUUGCCUUGGACUGCAGCACAUACCACCUUUUCUCACAAUCGUCGCCUGUCCGCACCACCAGUGGAAAAGAGGCAUUGAUUGUUUGGGAUAUUGUGUCCCAGGCGCGCCUCUUGCCUUGGCUAGUGACAGUUGGGCCAAAUUUUCCUCGUAACAUACCUUUAUGUUCGUUCACCAACUGGGCCAGCAACAAACCUUGCUCCUCAGUCCAGUUCGGCUUGCGAUUCCUUUUUUCUCCAUUUUCUGUGUUUGUAGGAUAUUUGUUAACAAGCCUUCAUAAAUAGACCAGCCAGCAAUCACAGACAUUGUUAAAAGCUGAGCUGUGUUACCCUCGUUAAGUUCACACUGAGUUGUAACGUUGCAAUUUCUACUUCAUUAAGGACAGCCCCUUGAGAUAGGCCAUCUUGUUUUCAAUGGGGUCCAUAUGGAAGUGAAAGUACAAAAUAUGCCAGCUAGGAUAUUAAUAUGAGCAAAUGAGACACAAAUCAUUAUUUGAACAGGGUGUAAUGAGCUUAAGUUUUCACAUAUUUUAGAUUCUAAUGUUAGGCUAUAACCCCUACAGCUUACUAUUCAUUUUCCAGAUAUUUUCUUGAAUGUGAAAUAUUAUUUACAAUUAUAGUCUGCAUAAGAUUAGAGUGUAUAAUUAUGUUUAUUGAUUUGAGGGUACAUCCUUUGCUCAUUAUCACCAAAAGUUCAUUUUCAUCAAACUUGUAGGAUCAACCAAUCACGGCUUUUGAAAUGAUGACUCAUACCUAGCAACGGGGUCAACCACACCUCCUCACUAAGAUAGGAUUUUUCAUCCAUUCCUGGCUCAGAGUUCACUGAAAAUGUUCUGGAAUCACUUCUAAGCUAAAACUCCUGGCAAGGAAUUUUUAGGUUAAGUUAGGAGCUCUCUGAGAGGAUUCUCAGAAUCUUUAAGGAUACGGGCCCUGGACUUCAUCUACUGGACAGGUGUGAUUAUUGCAAUGACAAUACCUGGCUAUGGAGUAAUGUUUAGAUUAGGGGAAAUGGUGAUAGUGCACUUCCUCCCUCAUCUAAAAGCCAAGUCGUCCCAUACAUGUAUAUUUCCCAUACAACUACGUCGUGAUUUCCAUAAGGAUAUGCAGAAUGGCAUGACAUUGUAGCCUAUUCCCAAGCGCACUUCUCCAAAACGACUUUUACCACACAGGACCUCCGCUAACACCAGAGUCCUUCCUAGCUCCUUGAGUGAAGAUGGCGCAGGCACUAUCAGAGGAGGAGUUCCAUCGGAUGCAGGCUCAGCUUUUAGAGCUGAGGACACAGAACUACCAACUUUCUGAUGACCUGCGGAAGAACACAGCUGAGCUGAAUGCUGUUCGUCAGAAGACUGUGACCUUGGAGAAGGAUUACAUCAAAGCACAGAAGGCUCUGAAUAAAAGCAAGAAAGCUCAGGAGGUGGAUGCCUUACUCAGCGAGAAUGAGAUGCUGCAAGGCAAGCUGCACAGCCAAGAGGACGACUUCAGACUGCAGAACAGCACCCUGGUGCAGGAGCUGUCCAAGUUAUGCACUCAGAUAGAGGAGCUAGAACAUGCAAACAAAGAGCUAAAGGAUGACAAGGGGCUGCAGGCUGAAUCCUCCAGUCCCACCUCCAUCUCUGUGGAUGGAGAGCUACUGCGCCUCCAGGCAGAGAAUGCUGCCCUUCAGAAAAAGAUGACGGCCCUUCAGGAGCGUUAUGAGAGUGAGAUAAAGAGCCCAAGGGGAGCGGAGGUCAGUGAAACCAAAGCCUCAGAGACAGACGUCAGUGAGAGCAGGGAGGACGCUGCAGCCAGAACCAAUGACAGACUGGAACAGGCAGAGGCAAAGUGUGCCAAACUGGAACUGCGAGUGAAUGAGCUAAGUGGACCUGCAGUGAGGACCACCGGGCAAGUUAUGAAACAGGAUUCUCUUAGGUGGGCAGCACUGUGUCCAAAUCCAUUAACGCAAUGCUUUGGGCCAGAGGUGGAACUGCAGCUGCACACUGAGGUGGAGGAGAAGCGCCUACUGAAGGAGCAGCUCCAAGCACUAGAGUCAUCCAAACAGGCAGACAUCACUCAACUUCAAGAAGAAAUAUCGAAGCUCUCUGAAAAAUUUAAGAAAAAGCAAGACAGCUUUCUGCAUUUGCAAGGCGAAAAAGAAGCCCUUUACAAUGACAGCAGGACCAAAAUCGAUGAGAUUCAACAGAGGAAGGAGGAGGAGUUGAAGUCAAUGAACGUCCGCAUCCAGAAGUUACAGGGAGAUCUGCUGUCAGCCAACCAGAGAGAUGGAGAGAUGAAGGAGCAGCUACAGAGCCGGCAGAAGGAGCAUGAGUUAGUUCUACACACACUCAGAGAUCAGAUUCAGACAGUGAAGACACAGGAGAUGAACCUUUUGCGUGACCAAAACACGGCUCUGAACGUGGAGCUGCAGCAGAGACGGACAGAGCAGGAGAGCUUCCUGGCACAGAGAGAUGACCUUAACUCUCAGCUACAGGAGGUGAACCGUGCCAACAGCAGACUGUUGGAACAGCUGACUGAAAUGGACCAAUGGAAAGACAGACUACAGCAAGAGCUGGAGGAGGCUAAAAAGACAGCUGACAAGCGGAAGGCCAUGCUGGAUGAACUGGCCAUCCAGAUAAUCAAAGAGAAGUCCCGGCAUAAGGAGGAGCUGAGCGACUUGCGUCUGCAGCAUGAGAAGGAGGUGCUGGGGGUGCGGGCGCGCUAUGAGAAGGAGCUGAGGAGUCUCCACGAGGACAAGAACCGCACAGAGGAGGAUAUCCGCUCACAGCUCCGAGACGAGAAGGCUCGCAAUAAGGAGCUGGAGGGUCUGCAGCAGAGUGUGGAAGAGCUGCAGGCCCAGGUCCAGUCCAUGGAGAACACUAAGGGCUGGUUCGAACGCAGACUCAAAGAGGCUGAGGAGAGCACAGAGAGGAGCAGUCUGGAGCACCAGGAGCGCAUGGAGAAGCUGCAGAAAGAACAUACUCUCCAACUGGAGGGAAAGGCAUGUGAUCUAGAUGGUGUGAAGCUGCAGUUGACGGAGCUAGAGAAGGAGAGGGAUGUGCAAAAUGAAACCAUUGGAAAACUGAAGCAGGAGAUUAAAGACACGGUGGAUGGCCAGAGGAUCCUGGAGAAGAAAGGUAGUUCAGCACUGAAAGACUUGAAGAGGCAGCUACAGCUGGAGAGGAGGAGAGCAGAUAAACUACAGGAGCGGCUACAGGAGAUCCUCACCAAGACCAGGACAGGCCUGGAGGGGCUAGUGUUGUCAGAGAUCAGCUCUCCUAGUCCUAAGCAGCAGAGGGGAGAUAGCAGCAGUAUCUCGUCCUUCAGCUACGGGGAGAUCAUGAAGGAGGGAGUCACAUCACAGAACACAAACAAGUCCGCCAGCAGCAGCCCCCAGUCCCAGCGGCCUGCUGACCUGUCUGAUGAUGAGGUUGGGGAGCUGUUCCAGAGGCUGGCUGAGGUGCAGCAGGAGAAGUGGAUGUUGGAGGAGAAGGUGAAACACCUUGAGGUCAGCUGCUCCUCCAUGGCUGAUGACAUCUGUAAGAAGAGUGCUAUCAUCGAGACCUAUGUCAAGGACAGCCGGAUAGCACGUGGUGCACAUGGUGCGGCGGCAGUGGCCCAUCACGUGGGCCAGGUGGGGGGACAUGGACAUGGCUUGGGCUCUGUGCUCAGGGACCUGGUGAAGCCUGGGGACGACAACCUGCGGGAGAUGAACAAGAAGCUGCAGAACAUGUUGGAGGAACAGCUAACCAAGAACAUGCAUCUACAGAAGGACCUUGAAGUUCUGUCUCAGGAGAUUGUCUGUUUAAGUAACGAUCCAAGUCCUGGAGCUGGCUCAGCUGCGCGCUAAAAGACUGGAGCAAGUCCCUCCUAUCUGCACUCUCCCUUCACUCUCUCAUCACCUGUUUCUGUGGCCAACAAGAGGACGCUACCUAUCCAUCCUAAGUAACUGACAGACUGAACCUCUGGCUGGGAACACAGAUGAAAGGAGAGGGAUAGAGGGGGUAGGAAGGGGUUAGUUCUUUUGCAACUGCUUUACUACUGAAUGUACUUACUGUAACAUGUCUUGGUUCUUUCUGUGGUAUUGUGGCCUGACUUCUGUCUGCUCUAUCUGCAUCCCCACUCUGAAGAAUGGCAGGAAGCAACAAUGGCAGGAUGCCAGGACACAGUGCUUUACUGGUUCAGGUCUUCAAGAGAUUGUUUAAUGUUGCGAAUAACAAGAGACAUUCUGCUUACUCAUACUGAGGGUUAAGCUUUUGUGUUUUGCCGGUAUUCGUAUUAAUUUCGCUCGUAUACUUUCAACUCAAUAACUCUUGUUUUUGUUUGUUUGUAUGAAUCCUGUAUAUAUGAAUAUGAAAAAUCAACUGUAGUAAUUUAACGGUUCUCAGAGUAAUAAGUAUUUUAUAUGAGGCAAAAUUAUUGUAAAACAUUUACGUCCGUCAUACAUUCUAGAUGCUGAAAUGUCCAGUUUGAGUUUGUCUGGGGAAAGUGAGUAUCCUAAAGCCAGUAAUACAGUAAAAAGACAGAAACCUCAAUAACAUGCAUAGCCUAUCAUCUUAGACUAGUGUUGGGGACUGGACCAAACCACCCCUGUUUCUUGGGGAAUGGACCAAACCACCCCUGUUUCUUGGGGACUGGACCAAACCACCCCUGUUUCUUGGGGAAUGGACCAAACCACCCCCGUUUCUUGGGGAUUGGACCAAACCACCCCUGUGUCCACUGACUGGGUUAGAUCUCUGUGCUCUUUUCCUUUUAGUCUGCACCAGAGACACGGAGGAGGCCUUGGCAGCUCAGCAUCUGGUGUCAACUUGAAUAAUAUGUCCAACUCCAGAGACUGGCUGGAUGCCUGCUUUGUGGUCCGCUUUCAAAUGACACUUUGGCUGCUUUCUCUAUCCCCAAUUAAAGACUCCAUGUGUGGUUAGAUUUGCAGAUUUAAUUCCGGCUUAACUCCACUUUGAUAUUUUCUUAAGAUAUUAGAUUCCAAAUAAAUGAGGAAACAGAGGAUUCUCUGUGAUGAGCAGAUUAAUGUAUUUAAUAACUCCUCUCCCCCUGGCUGAGGUCUAACAACAGUGUCAGUUGUCUAAGUGAAACUCUUCCUUUACUCUGGCCAACCUCAUCAGUAUGCUCUCUCAGUUCUACGUGGACAGGAAACUCAUCACCAAUAUUUAUUUUCUGGCCAUUACUGUGUGUCAGAAGAACUGGCCCCAUGCCCUGGAGGGAUGGACAGGGUGAGGGGAACGUGGAUCAUGUGAAAGUUGGGCCCCUAUUUCACCUGUCUUAGACUCACUUAGCAAAUGUGUUAUUUUAAAUGACUUCUCAACAUGACUGAACACCAGUAGCUGGACAGAUCAGAUGGUAUGCGUUAUCGUUUUUAAGUGGACUGAACGUGCGUACCUACCUGUGUUAGCCUUUUUAUACUUUGAGACAUGUUAUCUGAGAAUGUAUGCACUUCAGGCCUCCGUGAACACUUGUUUAGGAACAAACCGAUUAGUCAUUUGGAAGCCCCCCCCCCAAGACUGUCUUAUGUACAAGUAAGGCAGGGCGAUAUCGAAUUAAUUUGAUAUAUUCAAAUGCCUGUAUCGCAAGAAUCUAGGUUUUUAUUUUAUGUUCAUUUUGAUGAGCGUUUUAUGUCUUUUUGGUCUCAUCUCCUUCGCUCCUGUGCUGUGUGCACCAAGCCCCUCCCCCUGCCACUCACAACAAAGACAAAAUAUAACUUCUUCCUCUCUUAACCUUUACAGAAAGACUUUACGGUAUGUUGCUUGUAAAUAAAUAACGUUUUUUUUAGUGCCCAAUUCAUACAGUCCAAUUUUUUGCCACAUUGGGCCGGGAUAAGUCUUUUAUAUCUCCCGUACACAUGCCGGUAAAUUUAGGAGGGGGAUUAGACAUGGGCUGAUGUGGGUGGACGUCUAUUUUAAUAAAUCUAUUGAAUAUA